Alosa sapidissima (American shad) is the source of this 4761-nucleotide messenger RNA. It is a transcript of the gene slc24a4b, whose product is annotated as solute carrier family 24 member 4b. The transcript is spliced from 16 exons. Lineage: Eukaryota; Metazoa; Chordata; Actinopteri; Clupeiformes; Clupeidae. Gene Ontology annotation, biological process: calcium ion transmembrane transport; intracellular calcium ion homeostasis. Gene Ontology annotation, cellular component: membrane. The record is from RefSeq and is a predicted model, not a curated record. Gene Ontology annotation, molecular function: calcium, potassium:sodium antiporter activity; calcium channel activity. The coding region runs from base 729 to 2375 and encodes 548 amino acids.
GCAGUUGGUGUAGGAGAGAGAGCGAGGAAGGUUUAUCUUGCCCUAACAGUACAUAUGCGCUGUGGACAAUUCCCUCGUCAGACAAGCCUGAUUAUUUCUUUAGAGGGGCGGGGAAGUCAACCAUUGCAGACUGGUGUCAUGACGAAGAGCACUACCCCAUCCUAACAAUUAACCUUGAUGAGAUAAGAUUACUUUCAAUUAUCGCAGCCGGGCACGUGUACAGAGCCGCGCGCGCUCUCUCCGAGGAUUUUGGACUAAAUGAAAUGAUUAGGAGACAAUAAGUGCCCACAGACGAUUUUACUUCGUUUCGGUUCCAGAUCGGUGAGCAGGCGUUUUGCCGAAGAAAGCCAUGGGAACUUAAUACAGUAGAGGGAAUUAGAGGGUGAAUUUUGGGAUUUGCGACAGAAAUGCCGAACUGACUAAAGAAUCGGACUCGUCUCCUGUAAUUUCUUUUUUAUAUAGGGAGCUACACUGUUUUUUCUCUCACGUUAUCUUUUUUGCACGACAGCAGCUGAACAGCAGUGUCUGGACAGCACAUGCCAACCGUCCGCUCCGCUUCCUCGCAUCUGCACCCCGGUCACUCGAGAUGAUCACGGAGUCCCGAGCCUGAGCGGUGUGGAGCGGCGAGAACGGACAAUUCCAUCGGUCGUUUCUCCUCGUCCGCAACGCGAGCGACGGACGAGCAGCCUAACAACAAAAAAAGUCAUCGCCGGCGCCCCGUUGGAAACAUGGAUCAGGACGAGGAGACCAUGGAGGUGUCGAAAAAAUCCGUAAUCGCGAAGAUUUUCAAAGUUCGCAAGCGGCGGGAGAUGCUUUUCGUGCAAGUGUGUUUUAUCUGCAGUGUCCUCUUCAUGGCGUGGUGCAUGUCAGCACUCCUGACGAAGGCAGGUCAUGGGAUGCUGGUGGAUGGCGGACAUGAGGUGCAUCACCACGACAACUACUGGGGAAGGAGACUCAUGGCCUCUUUUCCUGACGGCAAUGAGACGGAGGAGAAGAACUGCACUGAGCCUGCCAUACGUGAGUUUCCUGGUGACAUGUUUUCCAAUGAUGAGCGAAAGAGCGGUGCAGUCUUACUUCAUAUAACAGCGGCGCUCUACAUGUUUCUGGCUCUUGCCAUCGUGUGUGAUGACUACUUCGUCAUGUCCUUGGAGAAGAUCUGUGAGAAAUUGGACCUGAGUGAGGAUGUGGCGGGAGCCACUUUUAUGGCAGCAGGGAGUUCUGCUCCUGAGCUCUUUGCCUCUGUUAUAGGUGUCUUUAUUACUCAUGGUGAUGUGGGCGUUGGAACCAUCGUGGGCUCUGCCGUCUUCAACAUCCUAUGCAUCAUCGGAGUGUGUGGGAUCUUUGCUGGACAGGUGGUGAUGUUGACCAAGUAUGCUGUGUUCCGGGACUCCAUCUGCUACACCUUCUCAGUGGUGGCCCUCAUCGUGUUCAUCUACGAUGAGAAGAUUGUGUGGUGGGAGGCCCUGAUCCUGGUACUAAUGUACUGCAUCUACAUUCUCAUCAUGAAAUUUAACACCUCUAUACAGAAGCUGUUUACCGGCAAAGGGAGCAAGAAUGUUGCCAACGGAAAUGCUGCCAGUGGCAGUGAGAUGGAGGAUGGUAAUGGUUGCUAUGACAAUGUUUGGGAUGACCCCACCCUGCCAUUGCUGGGCACAGGUAAGGUUGACCAGACAGAUUGUGUCUGUCAUGGGUCCAAGGCCACGCCCUCCUCUUCUCAUCCCCUUGGUGUGUGUGUGUGUGUGUGUGUGUGUGUGUAUGCAGGAGGCUGUAUGAACAAGAUAAAGUGGCUGAUCUCGUGGCCCCUGCUCCUGCUGCUCUUCUUCACCAUCCCCAACUGUGCCAAACCGCGCUGGGAGAAGUUCUUCAUGCUCUCCUUCAUCCUCUCCACCGUCUGGAUCGCCGUCUUCUCCUACUUCAUGGUGUGGAUGGUAACGGUCAUCGGAUUCACACUUGGCAUUCCCGAUGUCAUCAUGGGAAUCACUUUCCUGGCCGCCGGCACCAGUGUGCCAGACUGCAUCGCCAGUCUCAUCGUGGCACGGCAAGGGCUUGGGGACAUGGCUGUGUCUAACACCAUUGGCAGUAAUGUGUUUGACAUCUUAGUCGGCCUGGGUGUUCCAUGGGCUCUGCAGACCAUGGCAGUGGACUAUGGCUCAGAGGUUCAGAUUAACAGUCGAGGGCUUGUCUACUCAGUGGUGCUUCUGCUGGGCUCUGUGGCAUUAACAGUUCUGGCGAUCCACGUAAACAACUGGAAACUGGACCUGAAGCUGGGCAUCUAUGUCCUACUGCUCUACGCGGUGUUCCUCUGUUUCUCCAUUAUGAUCGAGUACAACGUCUUCACCUUCGUCAACCUGCCCAUGUGUCAGGGGGACUUCUAGACGUCCAGGCCUCGACCACCUGUCUAGUCGGCCUCUGUCCCAACCCCACCUCGGAUAUCCUCCGAUGCCCAACGACCAAAACCACCCAGCCAACCACCAUUGGCUGUGAAGUGUCUUGGUGUCCCAUACACUCAUUCAAUCCGAGACUCCCACGGGACCCAUGUUUACCUUUCCUGUUCUCUCAGUCUCUUGUUCUCACGGUCACUUUUUCUAUCAUUUUUUUCCCUUCAUCCUCCCCCAUUAAUUUGUCCUGUUGGUCUUUUUCUUCCAUGUAGAUUGGGAGAAAAUUAUUAUAUUUGUGUGAACUUGUUUGGUUUUCUUUCAUGGUCUUUUUUUUCUGUUUCCUGUUUUGUCUUCAUCGUUACGAUGGAGAGUUUGGGAGUCCUCAGUGCCACCUCCUCCUCCCUCUCCUCUCCUCUCCUCUCCGGCAUGUCCUACCUGUGUUCUCUUUCCUUCCUUUUUCUUCUGAAGAACCGGUUCCAUCCCAUGAAGGAGGAACUUCUCCUUGGCAGCUCUCCACCUCCACAGCGUCUCCUCUUCCUCCUCCUCUCUCUUCUCAUGACUCUAGGUCAACCACAAAUGGAUCAUCUUUCCUGCCAAAACCAAAAAAAAGAUAAAACUGCAUGCGUCCUCCUUUUCUUCUCUCUUGUCAAAUACCCCAUAACCCUGGUCACCAAGGCACUUUCUGUUACAUGGUGUUCAGUGAUUUUUAUUAUGAUUUUAUCAUUUGUUUUAUUUAGUUUUUUUGCUUUUCUGCCCAGCACUUGACUACUUCAGAGAGUGGGGGCCUUGAGUCUGCAGCAGUUCACAAAGGGGAGAUCUAAACAUAUCAUAAAUCUCAUCUCUCUUGUAUCAAUACAGUUGAAUUGUUGUUAUUUUUCUCCCCUAAACAAAGAAAUAAGCGUUGUGUAAAAAGAUCACAGGGCAGAAUGCAAUCAGUGCAGAUCGAGCAUCCAUUUGCAAUUAACAUAAAUGUAGACGUCGGGACAAUGCGAUUGGUUCCAUUCCCCACCAGUCACUUGAAUGGGAGGGAGACCUCAACUUGCAGUGAUUCUAUUGGGUGAUCUUUCAUCAGUUAUAUAUUUUUUUUUUUAAGAAAUAGUUAUGUCCUCAUUUACCAUCUGCAUGCCAGGACAGAGGUGGAAUCUGGUAGGGGCAAUUUUUGGUUAAUUUACUGAGUGGAGGAGAAAAGCAGCACCGAUUUAUACAGUCCUGGUGGGAUUUGUUCAGACUGACGGACUGACUCCAAAGGGUAUAGUGUACUAUUUUUAUUUUGUCGCUCUUUUUUGUUUGUUUGUUUUGUUAUUGUAAUAGUUGAUGUAGAGCCAGGGCUCUCGUCCUGAAGCGAGCUGCUUGACCUCUUGCCCACUUUGGGGGCACAAGGAGAGUAAAUAUCCCCUACUCUGCUUGGGCUGUUUUUUUUUCUUUUCUUUUUUUUUUCUUUUAGAGUUCUAAACCUGUUUUUUGGAAAUCAGGGAAUUAAAUGAGCUUCAUACACCCCUCCCCCAAGUAAAAGGGUGGGGGAGUUUGGUGAUGUUCUCUUGUUGUGGAAUUUACAUGUAGAUAUUUGCACUUUAAAAACAAAGCAAAGCAGUCCUCCCAUCCAAUCAGUGCUUCCUCUUAUGUGUGCACGACUGGUUGUAAUGUGCGAGUAUGCGUGCGCGUGGGUAUGUGAGUUUUAUUUUGGUUUUGAGGGACCUCAUCCUGUCUACUUUCCUCGUCUCCACCUCCCAUCCCCAUCAUGAGCACAGUCUCAAAGAGCACAUCUGUGUCUGCAAUGCAUGAUGGGAACUCUUUCUGGAGGUGGGUUAGGAGGAGGAGGAGGGGUUGUGGGGUGGGGGGGAGGGUGCACAGUUGCAACUGUAGUGUUCCUCCCCUGCCCCCGUCCCCUAGCUUUUCCCCUCCCUGAAGUGCCCACCUGGUCCUCUCUUUACACAAAGUGGCAGCUACAAGCAGCACAGCAAUCCAGACGUCUCACCUCAUGAUGCAAAAACCAACCUGUAGAGGGACCUGGGCUGUGUCAGGGGUGCGGGCGUAGGGGCGGGGAGGGGGACCUGAUUGGGCAAAGUCACCAGCGCCUGGCUACUUGGCUCUGCCUGACCCUGACCUUUGACCUUUUCCGUCCUGCCCCCCCCCCCACCCCCUUUCCCCUCCACCAUCGUGUCACCAGAGGGCCGGUGCAGGCCGGUGCUAGUCUGGUUUAUGCAAUCACAUCCUGGACAGAACUGAAGUGAGGGGAAAGGUGGUCGACACAAUUAAAAGCACUGUACUGCACUGGGCAAGCUCUGUGCCAUGGGGUGGUGGAGGGGGGUGGCAUUUGUCAUUUUGGAAGCCCAGACAGCAAGAUGAUCACAGAUUGCCGUGGGGUUUUCCUCUCCUGAUGGCU